Physella acuta is the source of this 2427-nucleotide messenger RNA. RefSeq lists its product as uncharacterized. Lineage: Eukaryota; Metazoa; Mollusca; Gastropoda; Physidae. The record is from RefSeq and is a predicted model, not a curated record.
UCGUUCCUUGGGGUUGCCUUAACAAUCAACAAUUCUGCCUACGACUUUGUUGAAAUGGGACAUCCUUAACAAAUACACAUGGAUUACAUCAUAUUGUGUCUGCUGAUAGCAGCCAUACUCCCCACGUGUAAAGCCGACUGCCCUGGUGGAUAUUUCGGCGUUGGAUGCACACAGACCUGCAAAUGUCUUUACGAAUUCGAAUGUCUAGCAGACGGCACAUGUCCCGAUCGAUUCAAGAAUGGCGCUCAGUUCUAUUUCUUUGUGGAGAGUCAGACUUCACACGGAGUAACCUUUGAUGCUUACCUCGUGUCACCCGUUGAAGGGCAAGUUACGCUAAAGACCUACAAAGAUCAGCAGCUUGAUGCCACCAGGAGUGUCAGACUACAGCGGCAGGUUACCAAACAAGAGGCACUGCGCAGAGGAAAUGAGUUCGCGAAUGGGUAUGUCUAUCACUUUAGUGCUACUGAAAUCGAGUUCCUGGUCAAGGUUUUCUUAACAGACAAACGUAAUGUGAUUCAGCUACUGCGUCUGUUUGAAGUCAAAACCUGGAACCGGCACUACCACAUUUUGGUCACUCGCGGCCACCGAGGGGCAUUGGUUAUGAGCGUAACGAGUUCAAACGUUACAUACAGCCCAUCAUUGAGAUUCAACGAUGUGAUUGAGCUGCCUGGCCUGAAGCCCCACCGUAUAACAUUUCAGUGGACCCAUUUAAGUGCAUUGAGAGGAGGCUGCAUCAUGUCAUCAAGCCCCUUGAGUGUAAUUAUGCUUGGGAGUAAUAGCACAAUGGUUAAAAACUUCGUUGCAAGUGAAACGAUGAUGCCAGUCAAUAUGUUCGGGUUUUCCUGGUUUCCGUUCUAUAGCGAAGGAACAUUCGAAAGCAUGUUUUAUUACGUGCUUCCGGGAUUCUCCGAAACUUUCUUCACAUUGAGAGCCAAUUCACUUUCUGUUAAGAGAGCAAGAUACACCAGCCGCCAGGCUUACUAUGAAAGGGUGACGUAUGACAAAGCGUUAACUUCGGUGCAUGCGAGUCCCAACCCUGGUAUGGUAUCCCUAUUGUUCGGCCCGAACGAAAACGUUGUCACACUCUCUUGUGCCAAAUUUCUCCAUUACAGAUACCAUUUCGUCGUUCCGGUCGUAGAUAUUCCCAAUUUUGAACAAAUGAUGAUGAUUAUGUCCGAGGAUUUAGAGAACUUUCGUAUCAACAAUUACACCUUGACUCGCUUUGCAAUGAGAGGUACCGUCUCGGCUACUUUAAAAUAUGCUGCCUUUGUUAUCAACCCCACCGAUAACUUCAUCAUUUCGCGUAGUGGACGAGUCUUCGGUUGUUAUCUGUAUGGAAGAAUCAGGAAUGUUCUAAGCUUUGGGUACAUCCAUGGCGUGCCGGAACCGUAUGAUUUCAAAGAUGCUACAGCUCAGCCAAUGACCACCGUCCGGCCAAUUAAAGACUGUGAUGAUCUGUUUUACGGAGAUGGGUGUAAAACUAAGUGUAACUGUCCACAUACGAAUGUAUGUUUCCAGGAUGGCAGAUGUCCACUUCAAUGCCCAGCAGGCUCACAUUCGAUGACCUUUUGCAAAGACGAACACAGAAUUGAUUACUUUCCCGCAUCAAUUUCACCCCGAGCUCUUGCUGAUAAGGAUGACAAAACGUGCGCACUUCCUAACAAUAAUCAAGUGGAUAUAAACUUAGUUCAGGAAACUUACUUAGCUGGAGUCUCAAUCGUCUUAGAAGUAGCUGACGAAUAUGAUUCAUCACUAUACGAUGUUGACAACUGCGCAACAACGCCAGGAAUACCCAUACCGUUGACUCAUAGAGUGGGCAUUCCAGAAAUCUCCAAAGAAAUCACUUUAAGAUUUGUCGAGAUGCAGAUUGUGAAAUGUUUGAGAAUAAAAAUUGGAGGGAAGAUACAAAUAUGUGAAGUUAAGAUCCACGGAGGUCGCAGUCUUCUUUAUAAAGACGCCGAUAUCGGAACACCAGAGAGCACUUCUUUAAUCAGCACCGUAGAUGAAAUCAACAAAUGUAUAUCAAACACGCCACAGAACAACUAUCAAAUCACUUUAAAAUCGGAAACUUUGGUCACUUCCAUAGCAUUUUAUACUAUAGAUCCAAAUUCACACCCCCGAAUAGCAGUGGUUGUCUGCGUGGAUAACGACAAUCGGCUGGUUUACCACAAGGCACUCAGUACCAACAAUGGAGGUCCCACUUUCUUUAAUUUAAAUCUAAACGUAAAGAAAAUUUACUUUGAGGUAGUCGACAAGUCCUUCCAUCCAUGCGAAGUGCAAGUUUUCGGAGAAAACCUCGCAACAAUCUCAAUGUAUUCUACCAACUUCCAAGAAAAGAAAAAAGGAGAAGGUGCACAUGUUGUAACUGGCGUGCUACUCUACCUCCUGUUAACUUCUUUCAUUUAAGGCUGAACUAUUUAUUUCAAA